This is a messenger RNA of Python bivittatus (Burmese python), 1124 nucleotides long. It is a transcript of the gene NKX2-2, whose product is annotated as NK2 homeobox 2. Gene Ontology annotation, molecular function: RNA polymerase II cis-regulatory region sequence-specific DNA binding; DNA-binding transcription factor activity, RNA polymerase II-specific. The record is from RefSeq and is a predicted model, not a curated record. Gene Ontology annotation, cellular component: nucleus. Gene Ontology annotation, biological process: regulation of transcription by RNA polymerase II; cell differentiation. NCBI's taxonomy places the organism in Eukaryota, Metazoa, Chordata, Lepidosauria, Squamata, Pythonidae.
ACCAACACAAAGACCGGCUUUUCUGUAAAGGACAUCUUGGACUUGCCUGACACCAAUGACGAAGACGGAUCCAUCGUGGAAGGGGGGGAGGAAGAGACGGAGGGUUCGGAGUCCCCCCAAAAGCCCGGCGUUUUGGGGACAACCGCAUUGGACGCUGUUCAGACGCUGCCUCUGAAGAACCCCUUUUAUGACAACACUGAUAAUCCCUACACGCGUUGGCUCGCCACCACUGAGAGCAUCCAGUAUUCUUUGCACGGCUUGACAUCCAGCAACUCCCAGCAGGACUCGGCGUCCAAAUCUCCGGAGCCUUCCGCGGACGAGUCUCCAGACAACGACAAGGAACCUUCGAGCAACGGCGACUCGGGGAAGAAGCGGAAAAGGCGGGUGCUUUUUUCCAAAGCGCAGACUUACGAGCUGGAGAGGCGCUUUAGGCAGCAGCGGUACCUCUCGGCGCCCGAGAGGGAGCACCUGGCCAGCCUCAUCCGCCUCACCCCGACGCAGGUGAAGAUCUGGUUCCAGAACCACCGCUACAAGAUGAAGCGGGCCCGGGCCGAAAAAGGUAUGGAAGUGACUCCUCUCCCCUCCCCGCGCCGGGUGGCCGUGCCGGUUUUAGUCAGGGACGGCAAGCCGUGCCACACGCUCAAAGCCCAGGACUUGGCUGCCGCCACCUUCCAGGCGGGCAUCCCCUUCUCAGCCUACAGCGCCCAGUCGCUCCAGCAUAUGCAGUACAAUGCCCAGUACAGCUCGGCCAGCACCCCCCAGUACCCCUCAGCGCACCACUUGGUACAAGCCCAGCAGUGGACUUGGUGAACGCUCGGGAGGCCCAGGACUCGCAGGAGGAACGAGGGCCGGUCCGACUUUGGGGUGGGCGGGUGGAGGGCCAGGACUGAGGUCGGAGGCUGGAACGGGGAGGGGGCUCGCUUCUUCCUUCUUUGGGGCGGGGGUCAGUUUCCAUUCUUGGGGGUGUUUUGUGCGCCAUGUUUACAAGAAGAAAAUGCGACGUUGCUAGUGGUCUUGUCUACCUACAACGACAAAUUUUAAAUAAUUAUAAUAAGAAUAAAAAGAAUAAAAACGUAAUGCUCUCGUGAUUUUUGUAAAGCAUGCUUUGUGCGAUACUGAAGCUG